Messenger RNA from Nicotiana attenuata, 884 nucleotides. Its product is annotated as nuclear transcription factor Y subunit B-7-like. The transcript has a single exon. The record is from RefSeq and is a predicted model, not a curated record. Gene Ontology annotation, cellular component: nucleus; CCAAT-binding factor complex. Gene Ontology annotation, molecular function: DNA-binding transcription activator activity, RNA polymerase II-specific; RNA polymerase II cis-regulatory region sequence-specific DNA binding; protein heterodimerization activity. Gene Ontology annotation, biological process: regulation of transcription by RNA polymerase II. Lineage: Eukaryota; Viridiplantae; Streptophyta; Magnoliopsida; Solanales; Solanaceae. The coding region runs from base 1 to 741 and encodes 246 amino acids.
AUGGAAGAUGACAAGCGAGGAAUUCUGCCAAAUGUGGCUAUUAAAAGAAGUCCAGAAAACAAUUCAAAUAUCACCAUACAAACAACUCCUAUAACAACAACAACAACAACCUCUACAUUUACAAACAAUUGUACCAACAUCAAGACCGAAAACAACAACAACAAUAAUAAGUGCAGCAGCAGUAGUAGUAAUAAUAAUAAUAAUAAUAGUAAAGAACAGGAUCGGUUCCUUCCAAUAGCGAAUGUGGGACGAAUCAUGAAGAAAGUGAUCCCAGGAAAUGGAAAAAUUUCAAAAGAUGCAAAGGAAACGGUCCAAGAAUGCGUGUCAGAGUUCAUUAGCUUUGUUACUGGUGAAGCAUCAGACAAAUGCCAACGCGAGAAGAGGAAGACGAUUAAUGGCGAUGACAUUAUAUGGGCUAUCGGAGUCCUUGGAUUCGACGAAUAUGUGAAUCCAUUAAAGCAAUAUCUUAACAAGUAUAGAGAACUUGAAGGUGAAAAACUAAAUGUUCCUAAUAAGCAGCAUCAGCAGCAGCAACAACAGCAACAGCUACAUGAUCACGCGCAUUCGCCUAGUUUACCUAAUUACAACAGCGUAUAUAAUUCACCCUCAGGUCUUGGUUUGCCUCAACCUUCAUUUGUGUCAACAGAUCAAUCGUUUCCGUUGCCAUUGAUUUCACAGAAUUCAAUUCAAUCCCAAUUAUCUCAACAAGAGCAGCAGAUUGACUCUGUUGGGCAUUGGUAAAAAAAUGAAUAGUUUUGAUCAUUAUACGUAAUUUAUCUUUUUUUUUCUUUUGGUAUUUUCCUCCUUUCAUUUGAAAAUUUUUGUAACGUAAAAUGAUAUAGGAUGAGCAUACUGUUAUAUUACAUUGAAAUUCUUAGACGGCU